CAGCCCCGGGCGGGCCCCUAGCCCCACGUCAACAGCGGAGGCACCACGGCCUGGCUCUACGCCUACGCCGCUGACGUAACGUCAUCUUGCGGGACGUGGACGGAAGAACGACGACAGUAAGCCGGCGCCAGAAUCGGCCCCGCGUGGACGACGGGAGGGGCGGCGGGGCCGGGCGCGCUGCGGUGAGGCAGGCACUUUGAUCAGUGACCACAUCGCAACAUGUUGAGUCAAGUCUGCCGCUCUGGCUUCCAGCCCUUCAACCAGCGUCUCCUGCUCUGGGCUCAAUCCACAGCUCUCUCCAGAUCUCAUCCUGUCCAGCCUUCAACCAUCAGAAAUAUCCGUUCUUGGAGCAACAUCCCAUUUAUCACUGUACCCCUUAGUCGCGCACAUGGCAAGUCUUUUGCCCACCGCAGUGAGCUGAAGCAUGCCAAGAGAAUCGUGGUGAAACUUGGAAGCGCCGUGGUGACCCGAGGGGAUGAAUGUGGCCUGGCACUGGGACGCCUGGCAUCUAUUGUUGAGCAGGUGUCAGUGCUACAGAAUCAAGGCCGAGAGAUGAUGCUGGUAACUAGUGGAGCCGUAGCUUUCGGCAAGCAACGCUUACGCCAUGAGAUCCUUCUGUCUCAGAGCGUGAGGCAGGCCCUGCACUCGGGGCAGAACCAGCUGAAGGAGAUGGCAAUUCCUGUCUUAGAAGCCCGAGCCUGUGCAGCCGCGGGACAGAGUGGACUGAUGGCCUUGUAUGAAGCCAUGUUUACCCAGUACAGCAUCUGUGCUGCCCAGAUUUUGGUGACCAAUUUGGAUUUCCACGAUGAACAGAAGCGCCGGAAUCUCAAUGGAACACUUCAUGAGCUCCUCCGAAUGAACAUCGUCCCCAUUGUCAACACAAAUGACGCUGUUGUCCCCCCAGCUGAGCCCAAUAGUGAUCUCCAGGGGGUAAAUGUUAUUAGUGUCAAAGAUAAUGACAGCUUGGCUGCCCGGCUGGCUGUGGAAAUGAAAACUGACCUCUUGAUUGUUCUUUCAGAUGUAGAAGGCCUCUUUGACAGCCCCCCAGGGUCAGAUGAUGCAAAGCUCAUUGACACAUUUUAUCCUGGAGAUCAGCAGUCUGUGACAUUUGGCACCAAGUCAAGAGUGGGAAUGGGUGGCAUGGAAGCCAAGGUGAAAGCGGCCCUCUGGGCUUUGCAGGGUGGCACUUCGGUGGUUAUUGCCAAUGGAACCCACCCGAAAGUGUCUGGGCAUGUCAUCACAGACAUCGUAGAGGGAAAGAAAGUUGGCACCUUCUUUUCCGAAGUGAAGCCUGCAGGCCCUACUGUUGAGCAGCAGGGAGAAAUGGCUCGAUCGGGAGGACGGAUGUUGGCCACUUUGGAACCAGAGCAGAGAUCAGAGAUUAUCCAUCAUCUGGCUGAUCUGUUGACAGACCAUCGUGAUGAGAUCCUGUCAGCCAACAAGAAAGACUUGGAGGAGGCAGAGGGGAGACUCGCACCUCCUCUGCUGAAACGACUGAGCCUCUCCACGUCCAAGUUGAACAGCCUGGCCAUCGGUCUGCGGCAGAUCGCAGCCUCCUCCCAGGACAGUGUGGGGCGCGUUUUGCGCCGGAUCCGAGUUGCCAAAAACUUGGAACUAGAACAAGUGACUGUCCCAAUCGGAGUCCUACUGGUCAUCUUCGAGUCUCGCCCCGACUGUCUACCCCAGGUGGCAGCCUUGGCUAUUGCAAGUGGUAAUGGCUUGUUACUCAAAGGGGGGAAGGAGGCUGCACACAGCAACCGGAUUCUUCAUGUCCUGACCCAGGAGGCUCUCUCGAUCCACGGAGUCAAGGAGGCCGUACAGCUGGUGAAUACCAGAGAAGAAGUGGAAGAUCUUUGCCGACUAGACAAAAUGAUAGAUCUGAUCAUUCCACGCGGCUCUUCUCAGCUGGUCAGAGAUAUCCAGAAAGCCGCCAAGGGGAUCCCAGUGAUGGGGCACAGUGAAGGGAUCUGCCACAUGUAUGUGGAUUCAGAGGCCAGUGUCGAUAAAGCCUCCAGACUGGUCAGAGACUCUAAAUGUGAAUAUCCAGCUGCCUGCAACGCUUUGGAGACUCUGUUGAUCCACCGAGACCUGCUGAGAACACCCCUGUUUGACCAGAUCAUUGAUAUGCUGCGAGUGGAACAGGUGAAAAUUCACGCAGGCCCCAAGUUCGCCUCCUAUCUGACCUUCAGCCCCUCGGAAGUAAAGUCCCUCCGAACUGAGUAUGGGGACCUGGAGCUGUGCAUUGAGGUGGUGGACAGCGUCCAGGAGGCCAUCGACCACAUACACAAGUACGGCAGCUCCCACACGGAGGUCAUCGUCACGGAGAACGAGAAAACAGCAGAGUUCUUCCUGCAGCACGUUGACAGUGCCUGUGUGUUCUGGAACGCCAGCACCCGCUUCUCUGAUGGCUACCGCUUCGGGCUGGGAGCUGAAGUGGGAAUCAGUACCUCGCGAAUCCACGCUCGGGGACCAGUAGGACUUGAGGGACUACUUACUACUAAGUGGCUGCUACGAGGGGAGGACCACGUGGUCUCGGAUUUCUCAGAGCACGGAACUUUAAAGUAUCUUCACGAGAACCUCCCUGUUCCUCAGAGAAACACCAACUGAAAGCUGCAGAGGAGAGCGGGUGCUCUGAGAGAUCCUCACCGCUGAGCUCGCUCCAGGACCUAGGCUGAGCCGGUCGCACUUCCCACAUCCCGAAGCCCUUCCUGCUGUGGGCUCAUUUUGGCAGCAUUGGUCUUAGCUAAUGACACAAUCCAGCUCACCGUUUUCUUUUUAUUUUUUUAAGUUAGAAAGUGAUUAUUAUGGCCCUAGCUGGUUUGGCUCAGUGGAUAGAGCGUUGGCCUGCAGACUGAAGGGUCCCAGGUUCAGUUCCAGCCAAGGGCACAUGCCUGGGUUGCGGGCUCAAUCCCCAGUAGGGGGCGUGCAGGAGGCAGCCAGUCAAUGAUUCUCUCUUAUCAUUGAUGUUUCUAUCUCUCCUUCCUUCCUCUCUGAAAUGAAUAAAUAGAUUUUUUAAAAGACAAUAAUUAUUAUGGAUAGGGACUUUGCUUAAUUGAUCCAAAUAGGCACUUUGCUUUUCAUGGUCCAGUUUUCUUCAGUGAUAGAAACAAAGAUAAGGUUUCCGAGGUAGAGGCAAUGGAAAAAUUAUGGCCGCUUCUCCCCUUUUUAUUGCCUCAGUGAGGUAAAGUCUCCCUUGGCAUUUGGUUGGUACCAGAGCCAGCCAUACCUAAUACAGGUUUCCACAUUUCUUUCACACUUAUAGUCAUCUUCAAAAAGGAAAGGUCUGAAACUUAGAUAAGGGGCAUCAUUCUCAUCAAAAACAAUCACCAAAAUGGGCCAAUCAUUUCCGCUGGGAGGUUGAUCUCUAUUUAUUUGUGGAGUAACUAUAAGCAUUCCGGACGCUCGCAGCCUCUCUGGUCCAGGAGAUUGGCAGUACUCAUGAUGCAGUUGGAAGCUGGAGCGCAGACAGGAGGUGCAGGUGUCAGGGUGAAGUAUCUGACGAUUAUGCUUGAAAUUUUUAUACGAAUUUUUGUCAUCCUAUCCUUUCCCUCUAAAAUAAAAUUAGAGGCUUAUUUUAAUACUUUGGAUUCUUCCCCCUUUUUGAGAAAUAAAGUUCUU
Molecule: messenger RNA, 3618 nt
Organism: Eptesicus fuscus (big brown bat)
Lineage: Eukaryota; Metazoa; Chordata; Mammalia; Chiroptera; Vespertilionidae
Gene: ALDH18A1
Product: aldehyde dehydrogenase 18 family member A1
Exons: 18
Coding region: 220-2607 (795 amino acids)
Cellular component (GO): cytoplasm; mitochondrion
Molecular function (GO): ATP binding; glutamate 5-kinase activity; glutamate-5-semialdehyde dehydrogenase (NADP+) activity
Source: RefSeq, a predicted model, not a curated record